AUGGUAGAUUUUUUAGCAAAAGUAACGGAAAUAAAUCCUCAAUCCGAUGGUAAUAAUAGUGAAGGUAACAUAAAGCCGCUUUCAAGUGGUUCAGAACAGCGAGCAUUGAAAGAGGAGGGACAACAAGGCGGCAGAAGACAUCACCGGCGGUUGUCCUCUAUGCAUGAGUAUUUUGACCCGUUCUCCAAUGCAGAUAUUUAUUAUGGACCAAUAACAGACCCGAGAAAACAGUCAAAAAUCCAUAGACUUAAUAGAACCAGAACUAUGAGUGUUUUCAAUAAAGUUUCUGACUUCAAAAAUGGCAUGAAGGACUAUACAUUGAAAAGGAGGGGUUCUGAAGACGACAGUUUCCUCAGUAGCCAAGGGAAUCGUAGAUUCUAUAUCGAUAAUGUAGACCUCGCGUUAGAUGAGCUACUGGCCAGUGAAGACACGGACAAAAACCACCAAAUUACUAUAGAAGAUACUGGUCCCAAAGUUAUUAAAGUCGGAACGGCAAAUUCCAACGGCUUCAAGCAUGUAAAUGUUAGAGGAACAUAUAUGCUUUCCAACCUGUUGCAAGAACUGACCAUUGCAAAAAGUUUCGGAAGACAUCAAAUAUUUCUGGAUGAGGCACGUAUAAAUGAAAAUCCAGUCGAUAGAUUAUCAAGAUUGAUAUCCACUCAAUUUUGGAAGAAUUUAACUAGAAGAGUUGAUCUUUAUAAUAUUGCAGAAAUUGCUAGGGACUCAAAAAUAGAUACGCCAGGUGCUAAAAAUCCAAGAAUUUAUGUUCCAUAUAACUGCCCAGAUCAGUAUGAAUUUUAUAUUCAGGCAUCUCAAAUGAACCCAUCCUUGAAACUGGAAGUUGAAUACCUACCAAAAGACAUUACCGCAGAAUACGUUAAAUCUUUAAAUGACACACCAGGAUUAUUAGCGUUAGCUAUGGAAGAGCACGUGAACCCAUCUACUGGUGAAAGGUCUCUAGUUGGUUAUCCUUAUGCGGUACCUGGCGGUAGGUUCAAUGAAUUGUAUGGCUGGGAUUCAUACUUGAUGGCGCUGGGACUCAUAGAAAGUAAUAAGGUUGACGUUGCGAGAGGUAUGGUGGAGCAUUUUAUAUUUGAAAUUGACCAUUAUAGUAAGAUUUUGAAUGCAAACAGAAGUUAUUAUCUUUGCAGGUCUCAACCUCCUUUCCUAACUGAUAUGGCUCUGCUCGUGUUUGAAAAGAUAGGAGGUGAAAACAAUCCAAACGCCAUACAGUUUCUUAAACGAGCAUUCAGAGCUGCUAUUAAAGAAUAUAAAGAAGUAUGGACUUCUGGUCCCAGGCUGGAUCCUAUCACGGGGCUUUCUCGUUACCAUCCCGAUGGUAUUGGUAUCCCUCCAGAAACUGAACCCGAUCACUUCGAUACUAUAUUACUACCGUAUGCUGAGAAGUACAAUGUUUCUCUGGAAAAGCUUAGACACCUUUAUAACGAAGGUAUAAUUAAAGAGCCUAAACUUGACGCAUUUUUCCUGCAUGACCGUGCUGUGAGAGAGUCAGGACAUGACACAACAUAUAGGUUUGAAGGUGUAUGUGCUUAUUUAGCAACAGUUGAUUUGAACUCUUUGCUUUAUAAAUAUGAAGUCGAUAUCGCUAACGUUAUUGAAGAAUAUUUCGGUGAUGAAUUUAAAGAUGAGAACGAUGGGACGGUAACCAAUUCUGAGCAUUGGAAGCAGUUAGCUGAAACAAGAAAGGAAAAGGUUAACGAGUAUAUGUGGGACGAAGAAUCAGGCUUUUUCUUCGAUUAUAAUACCAAACUAAAAUGUAGAACGUCAUAUGAGUCUGCAACGACCUUUUGGUGUCUAUGGGCCGGUCUUGCUACUGAAGAGCAAGCAAAAAUUACAGUAAAGAAAGUUCUUCCUCAGUUAGAAAUGCUUGGUGGAUUGGUUGCGUGCACAGAGAAAUCAAGAGGCCCCAUAUCUAUUGACAGACCGAUCAGGCAAUGGGACUAUCCUUUUGGCUGGGCACCUCAUCAAAUAUUAGCUUGGAAAGGCUUAUCUGCAUAUGGUUAUCAACAAGUGGCUACAAGGUUAGCUUAUAGGUGGCUAUACAUGAUUACAAAAUCAUUUGUUGACUAUAACGGAAUGGUAGUAGAAAAAUAUGAUGUAACAAGAGGAACUGAUCCGCAUCGCGUUGAUGCAGAAUAUGGCAACCAAGGUGCCGAUUUCAAGGGCGUUGCUACAGAAGGUUUUGGCUGGGUUAACACAAGUUAUUUGCUCGGAUUGAAGUACAUGAACAAUCAUGCAAGAAGAGCUCUCGCUGCUUGUAGUCCGCCACUUCCAUUUUUCAAUAGUUUAAAACCAUCCGAGAGAAAAUUAUACUACCUUUAA
Saccharomyces mikatae IFO 1815 is the source of this 2343-nucleotide messenger RNA. It is a transcript of the gene NTH2, whose product is annotated as alpha,alpha-trehalase NTH2. The record is from RefSeq and is a predicted model, not a curated record. Gene Ontology annotation, molecular function: calcium ion binding; alpha,alpha-trehalase activity. Lineage: Eukaryota; Fungi; Ascomycota; Saccharomycetes; Saccharomycetales; Saccharomycetaceae. Gene Ontology annotation, cellular component: cytoplasm. Gene Ontology annotation, biological process: trehalose catabolic process. Bases 1 to 2343 code for a protein of 780 amino acids. The transcript has a single exon.